Klebsormidium nitens is the source of this 5011-nucleotide messenger RNA. The record is from the annotation of a GenBank genome assembly. NCBI's taxonomy places the organism in Eukaryota, Viridiplantae, Streptophyta, Klebsormidiophyceae, Klebsormidiales, Klebsormidiaceae.
ACAAGCUCUGCAGACUUCUGCACAGACGACGCCAACAAUGCCUGAGGUUGCAACAUGGCAUGGCGUUUGAAUGAGAGCGUUGUGAUUCUGAAUGCAAAAGGUACGGUAUCUACCUACUGAAAUUAGAGUCAGUGCUAGUGUGAACCGUUGAUGGAGCUAUCUGCAAUUGAAGGGAGGGCGGUGAGCACUGCAUUCGCAAAUGCGAAAUCGCUACUCAUGGGUGACUAGGCUGCCAGUAGCCGCCACGCAGACAAGGGACAGGGAAGAGAAAGUCGGAGGCAAGCAUGGCCCGAGGGAGAAGACCUCAGCUGACGGCCCCUCCAGAAGAAACAAUCCCCAAGGUGCUCUCUGAGUGCCAGAGGACAACAGCAGUGCACAAGAGGAGCGUGGGACUUCUGCAGCAGUGUCGACGGGACUUCCCAGCAGCUUUUUGCAAUGAGUUCGUCCGGUGCAUUACCCCUGCACUUCUGGUGUAUAAGCAGGAGCCAGCAGUGACCAGGACCAUCAACUUCAUCGCAACAUUUGCAAGUGCCCAAGACACGGUGGGGCCGCAAGAUGCGUCCGAUGACUUUGUCGAGGAGCUCCUGGGCUUCCUUCUCGACAGCACGCAGUCGCGCGACAAGGCGCUCCGGUAUCGCUCUACUCAGCUCGUGGCCAAGAUCAUCGAACUGCUACCCGAGGAUGCGGGCAUCUCCGAUGAGGUCUGGGAAGGGGUCUGCGAGCACAUGCAGGCACGGCUGCGCGACAAGCAGCCUGUGAUCCGCGCCAAGGCAGCGCAGGCCCUGGCCCGGCUGGUGGAACCAGGAGAGGACGGCAGCUUUGAAGAUGACCCAGUCACCUCCGCCUACAAAGUGCUCCUCACAAAUGACAAGAACAGUGACGUGCGCAAGGCGGUGGUGGCCUCAUACCCCAUGGCUGAGCCGUUGCUGCCUGACGUCAUCGAGCGGACGCGCGAUGUCAGCGAUGCAGUCCGCAGGGUGACCUACAUCGCCCUGCGGACCAAGCUCUAUGUCUCCAGAUUGAGCCCUCAGCAGCGGGUGGAACUCCUGCGCCGUGGCCUGUCUGACCGCGCCCCGGCCGUGCGCGCCGAGUGCGUCAAGAUGGUGUGCGACUACUGGUACGUGCGCGACUGCGGGAGCGACCCGCUGGCCCUCAUCGACCUGCUGCACGUGGAGGAAGGAGCGGAAGAGGAGGACGGCCAAUGGAGCCACGAGGAGGUGGCGGAGCGGGUGCUGCUGGAGCUGCUGCGGGGGGGGCACGCAACGUUGGAGAAGGGGGCCAGCCUGAGGGACUACCUGCAGGCACCAGACACACGGGCGGGCCGCACACCUGGGCGCGCAAGCCCGCGCUCCAUUCUCUCCCCUGGACCGGUCAGCCCCCCAUUUGGUGGGGCCACCGCCGCUGUUGGCGACACCGAACUGCCCUCUGAGGGCCCCGUAUUGAUGAGCCCCUCGGAGGCGCUCUACUGGCGGGUCAUCUGCCAAUGGCUCCACAAGCAGGCCGAAACGCAAGGAAAUGAGGCCGCAAACUCUGGGGGGGCGCAGGCGGAGGUGCUUGCCGCUGAGGCGGACGAGAGCCGCGCGCUGCUGGAGGGGUUCCUGCCUGCGACCGUGGCGGAGUUCGUGGAGCUGACGCGGAUGCACCUGGCGGGAGGGGGGGACCACCGCUUUGCCGCCCGCCAGCUGAUGGCGCUCGCGGGCUGCCUGGACCUCACGGAUGCAGCCGGGCGAAGGGCGGCCGCGGGCCUGGUGCAGGCCCUGCUGUGCGGCUCGGCCACCUCUUCUCACGGCAGCCCCCUCAACACCCAUCAGAAGUCCCCCACCAAUCCCCUGCGAGACUGCCAAGUCGCAGCCGGCCCCGACCUAGGGACCGACCGCAAGUGGGCGCACGCUGUGAGCACCCUGGCCCGCCACGUGCACGCAGCCCCGGGCGAGUACGUGGCAACGCUGUUCGCAGCGGUCCACGAACUAGACAGGCGGGCAGAGGACGUCGAAGGGACGGCCGGCGGCGAGGCGGCCAGGGAGGAGGCCCGGCUGCGGUGCCUGGCGGUGGCGGCGCUGCUGCUGGAGGCGGUGAAGGGGCUGCCGGAGCUGCAGGAGGCGGACGCACGCGCGACGGCGGUGCUGGAGCAGGCUGUGGCGGCGCAGGUUCACCACGCGAGCCCCCACGUUCGCAGCGCCGCGCUGCGCUGCCUGGCGCUGCUGUGCCACCUGGACGGCGGCCAUAGCCAGCAGUUCUCGCCCCUGCUAUGCGCCGCUGCGCAGAGCGAGGCCUCGCCCGCCGCCAGAAUCGUCGCCCUCAAGGCCCUCUUCGACGUCGCGCUGAGGCACGGGCCAGACUGCCUCAAUCCGGAAACAACCGUCGAACAAAGUCCAGUCUCGGGAGGGGCGAGAAGAGGGCACCCGGGGGAAGGCUCACCGGGCUCAGCAGCUGAGUCGUUUCAGUCGGCGCUGUCCUCCCGGGGCACAUCCUUCCGGUCGGCCGUGUCCGGGGUCCAGGCGGAGGAGCUGAUGGAGACAGCGCAGAGCCCGCUGCCACGUGGCAGGCCCGCCCAGGACGAGAGCACCGUCACGGCGGAGGGCCCCUCCGGAAACUUGCCCCCGCACUCGGACCCCCUGGCUUUCCUAGCACAGUUCCUCGACCCUAGCGCAGACUUGCUCGGCGGUGGGGCACCUGAGAAGGGCGGCAAGAGGCCGAAGAGCGGCAAGGGCAAGAAGGGCCCCGGGAAGAAGGGGGGCGACGCCGGCGUGGGGCGCGAGGCGGUGGAGGUCGCCGCGGAGGGCUUUGCGAAGCUGCUGCUGUUCGACCGGGUCCCGCGCCCCGGGGCCCCGCUGGCGCAGCUGCUGCUGCUGCACUUCGACGCCGUCACGGAGCCGCUGCUGCGCCUGCGCCAGUGCCUCGCCGUCUUCUUCGACUACUACGCGGCGUCGGCCGCGGAGCACAAGAGGAGCAUCAGCGGCGCAUUCUUGGACGUGGUCCGCCUCGCGUGGACGGGGCACGCCGUGGACGGGAAGCUGACCUCCGCUGCCGCCCGCAAGAGAGCAGCCACGGCCGCAAAGUUCAUGCUCCAUCUGCUGCAGCAGCCGCCCCUCCACCAGCCGAAGCCCGCCGCAGCCCCGACCCCUGCUCCCACCUCGGAGGACGAGGCCGCCUCGACGCAGACCGUGGACCCCGCCCCUCGGGGGAUCCCCCCGACCGAGGACGAGGGCCAGGAGCAGCUGGCGCUGGACCUGGCCGCGGAGAUCCUGGGGUGCCCGGAUAAGAGGAGCGCCGGGGGCAAGGCUUACGUCAGCAUGCUGGCGAGGAGCGUGGCCGGGCUGACGUUCCGGCGGAGCGAGCAGGAGGCGAUCAAGAGGAUGAGGAAGCUGCUCGACUGGCUGCGCGACGUGCUGCAGUUCGACAAGGCGGUGUCCAAGGAGCUGGCCGCCAUGGCAACCCGCCUGGCGCACCUGGACGACACGCCCGCAGAGCCGCUCUCCGACGAGGCGCUGCGCAGCCUCCAAGCGCUGGCGGAGGCUCAUGCUCGUGCCGCUGAUGAAGGCGCCGAAGGCCGGCCGCGCAGCCGAGCGAAAAGAACGUCCAAGGCCGGCGCUUCGGACACUACUGCAGUCCGUAGCUCCAACGACGAAGUGACUGCCGACAGGCCUGAUGACGUCAUCAGUGACAAGCGUCGGGCCGUAAGGCGCCCCACCCGGCAGAGCAAGACGGCGGCCCUGACCAGAAUGGGCGACCAGAAGAAGGCGGCCUUUGCCGGGGACACGGACAGCUCCCACGAGUCGGAGGACAGCGGAUCGGAGGCCUUCGAGGGGGAGGACGAGGGGGCUGCCUCGCAAGGAGCGCGCACAUCGCAGCGACACGUGGGCAGGAAUGGCGGGGGGUCUGAUAGUGAUGAAGGGUCGGAUGACGAGGCGGCAGAAGGUCGGUCUGGGGGCGUUCAGAAGCAGCAGGUGCAGGGGGGCCGUCGCGACAGUGCGGGGUCGGCGGCCGGCAGUGAGCACGGGCAAGGGUCCCAGGGACAAGGCGGGCCGCAGGAGAGCGAUGUGGGAGAAGGGGAGAGCGACGAGGACAGCGGCGAGCCUGGUGUGGCAGCGGAGGAAAGGGGGAGCACCGAAAGGCAUAGUGCACGUGUGUCAGGCUCGGUCACCAGCGGGGCUGAGGAAAGCGACGACGUCAGCGGUGAGGUGCGUGCUGGGCGGCCGAGGCGGGGCGCUGCGCUGGGGGAGCGCCGUCGUCGACUGGUGCUGGAGGAGUCGAGCGACGAGGAGAGCGGGCAGGGGAGUGCGGGCGAGGAAGAAAAGGACGAGAGUGCACGACUCGUAGCUAAGCGCGAGGAGGAGAGCCAGGUGACAGUGUCGGACAGCCCCAAGGGGGCGGCGGAGGAGAACGCAUCCUCGGACGGGGACAGUGAAGAAGUGGCACCGGUGGUGGUCAGGAGGAAAGCGACUGCGAAACGAAAGGUAGUCCUCGAUAGCAGCGAGGAUGAGGAAGAAGAGGCGGACAAAGGGGAGGUGGCCAGACACACCGAAGAUUCUGACAGCGACGGAACCAGCUUUUCCAGCGCAGAAGAGCAAGAGCUAGAUUCUGACAGCGACUAGCUUGUGCAUCGAGUUGGUCGUGGAUGGGCGCGUCUCUCGUGAGUUCCAAGUUCAGGAGUGAUUUUGGAUUUUGUGUGUCGAGCUGGAGUUGCCAUUUAACAGACAUGCAGUGAGACAGUGGUCCAUACGUGAAGGCAGACGGUGCUUGGUGUCCUCGUCGGCCAUAUGAAUUGCAGCGGUUGAGGCCAUGCAACUGCCUAGGAGUAUUACUUGGCCUCGGUCUCAUUUCUCAGAAACACUACCAGCUAUACUGGAAAUACGAGUCGAUUGCGAGAUUAGAAGGCCUUUGUCCGAGGUUGAGCAGGCAAUUCUGAUGGAAACGGCAGCUUUCUUCACGAGUCAGCUUCCGGGCCUGCGUUUCAAUUUAAUGUCAAUAGAAGGCCAGCGCACUGCUUUCUAUAUCGAUGUUGUUGGGG